Molecule: messenger RNA, 689 nt
Organism: Notothenia coriiceps (black rockcod)
Lineage: Eukaryota; Metazoa; Chordata; Actinopteri; Perciformes; Nototheniidae
Product: trinucleotide repeat-containing gene 18 protein-like
Exons: 5
Coding region: 228-689 (153 amino acids)
Source: RefSeq, a predicted model, not a curated record
CCCCAGUUUACCUUCGGACGAGCCUGUAAUGGACUACUCCACUUCUCCCAGCAACCUGGACGGAUUUUAAGAAAGCAUUUUUUUUUAGCUCCACAUUCAAGUCAGCAGGAUGGCUGAAAAGGAGCCUGAAUCGCCUGGAAAACUAAAGACAUUAUAGGCUUUUUUUUGGGAAUAGGGGGCAUAUCCGAACGGACUAUUUUUUUUCACAACUUUCCCCACUGUGGAUAAUGGAUGGCAGAGAUUUUGGACCCCCCCGAUCCGUCCACGGUCCGCCGUCGUUGUUGGCGGGUCUCUCCAUGGAGGCUCACCGCCUCGGAGCAGCAGCUGCAGCCGGGAGGAUCCCUCCCUCUCCCGGCCAUCCACCGCCUCUCCACUCGGGGAAAUUCAUGCCAUCGGCCAUUAACCUACAUCAACACCACAGCGAUGCCUACUCUGCAGGCUCCAGUCCCUUCCUGUCUGGUUACCACGGCCCCUCCCACCUGACCUCUGACCCCGGGUACAGAUCGGCCAAUCCCAGCAGUCUGCAGAUGGCUCAGCUCUGGGCAUCAAAAGCUCACGAAGGCUACCCUCCCAUACCCAGCAGUCUAUACUCCAGCCCUUACCACCUCUCCCUGGGACACCUGGACCCCUCCUCCCUCCCCCAGCACCAUCUCUACGACUCACACAAAGUAAAGGACCAAGAUCCCUGA